AUGGGGUACAGCAGAUCUCGAGAGAUUAGGAGAUGGGAGAUGAGAAAGAUGAAGGCGGCAGGCUUGAGUGUAGAGGAAGCAUAUUCUGAUGAAGAGGGUGGCCUGGUUCCGGAUCUGGUGUACAAAGAGAGCUCAAGUGAGUUUCUGGGAAAUAAAGUGUUUGAUCCUGUUUUGAGGAACAAAAUAGAAAUUGAGAAGCCGGGAACAGAGAUAAGUGCUGUGGCAAAAAGAGGAAGUGUGUUCCUGAGUGUGCAUCCCCGCAGCUACGUAGCGCCGUCUGCAUCUGGAGAAGUUGAUAGAGAGGUUUCCCAAAGGCUUCCGAUUGAGAGCUUCAGAGAUGAUCUAAUGGAGUUUGUAGGAAAGCACCGGGUGAUAGUUCUAGUGGGAGAAACAGGGUCUGGAAAGAGUACGCAGGUGCCUAAAUAUUUGUAUCAGGAGGGGUAUGGAGACAAGGGGAUUAUAGGAUGCACGCAGCCCAGAAGAGCUGCAGCAAUCAGCUUAGCAUCCACAUUGAAGAGAGAAAUGGGAUGUGCGGUAGGAUAUUCCAUUCGGUUUGAUAGCACAACAACACAGGAUACAAAGAUAAGGUAUAUGACGGAGGGGAUUCUUCUCCAAGAGCUGCUGGCAGACAAGAUGCUUAGAAGGUAUUCGGUAGUGAUACUGGAUGAGGCGCAUGAAAGAACCACAAACUUAGACAUAUCCAUGGGAUUGCUGAAGCUUGCUUUGAAGGAAAGAGAUGAUCUGAGGAUUAUAAUAAUGAGCGCCACAAUAGAAGCACAGAAGCUUUGUAACUACUUCGGAUGUCCAGCUUUCAAUAUCGAAGGCAGAAGCUAUCCAGUGGAGACUAGAUAUCUGAGUGUGAAUGUAGACGACUAUGUGGAAUGGACGGUUAAGAAGAUACUUUAUAUACACGAGAAUUGUGGGGAAGGAGAUAUUCUAGUCUUUGUGACGGGAAGAGACGACGUCGAAGGGGUUGUGGGGAUAGUGAACCAUUGCAUCAGAAACAAGUGCUUUGGUGAAGGAAGUGAGGGAGGCAGAGGUCUUAAGGUUCUUCCAUUUUAUAGCCAGCUUCCUGAGGAAAUGCAGAAUAGGGUGUUCCAAGCGGAGAAGGAUGUAAGGAAAUGCAUUGUUUCCACAAAUGUAGCAGAGACGUCCCUAACUAUCCCAAAUAUUGGAUAUGUCAUUGACACAGGGCUCCAGAAGAUAAGUGUUUAUAGUUACGACACAGGGGAAUCACUAGUUACAGUACCUAUAAGUAGGGCAAAUGCCGACCAAAGAACAGGGCGUGCAGGAAGAACCAGGCCAGGGGUGUGUUACAGAAUGUAUACAGCGGACACCUACGAGAAUGACAUGCUUCCAUCUCCAGUGCCAGAAAUCCAAAGGACGAACAUACACAAUGUUGUUCUACUGCUCUUAAAGCAUGGGGUCCAUGAUAUACUUGGGUUUGACUUUGUCGACAGGCCCUCGGAAGAGUUGAUUCAAGGUGCCCUGCUUGGGCUCCAUCGUCUUGGUGCAGUAUGCUCUAGAGGCCUCCUCACCAAAGUUGGAAAGGAAAUGAGUGAGUUGAGGCUGGAUCCUCCAUUAGCAAGGAUGGUUCUAGGUGCCGCAGGCUAUGGGGCUGUUAACGAGAUAGCAAGCAUAGCCAGUAUGCUUAGUGUCCACGAGGUUUUUCAUAGAGACUUUGACAAAUCAUCUCCGCUGUGCCACCAGGGCUGUGAUUUCCUGACUCUUCUGAACAUCUUCAAUGCAUUUAUCAGACAGAAAAACAGAAGUGAAUGGUGUAACAAGAUGAAAGUUAGCGAACAUGCAUUAAAAAGGGCAACCGAAACAAAAAGGGCUGUGCUAAUGUCUUUGAGGGAAAUGGGCGUGCCAAUAUCCAGCACAAGAUCACUGGAUAAAAUUCAAAGGUGUAUCAUAUCCUCGGUGCAUUACAACGUGGCUAGAAGGAGGGGCAAAGGGUAUGUCUGCCUAAGCAACUUCCGUGCAUGCAUGGUUCAUCCCUCAAGUGUGCUCGCAGAUAGUUAUAGCCAAUAUAUCAUAUUUUAUAAGCACCUUAGUACAAGGGCCGAAUAUAUGUAUUGCUGUUCGAACAUAAGCCCACAGGUGAUUCUUGAGGAGGCUGGAUGCUAUUACAGGGAUAGAAAUGGUGUAUUCAACAUUCAGAAGCAUCCUGUCAUUGAGGAUGGUCUGGAUCGUGAGCACAAUCCUUUUGGCUCCGCGUGUUCGCUAACCGGAGCCAGGAUGCCUGGAAAGAUUGCUUUGGAUGAGAACCUCUAUGAUCGAUUUGAAAAAUGGAACGAAUCUGAGGAAAGCGACGAGGAGCCGCCCAAAAAGAUUAGAAGGACAAGAAUAUAA
Molecule: messenger RNA, 2355 nt
Organism: Encephalitozoon cuniculi GB-M1
Lineage: Eukaryota; Fungi; Microsporidia; Unikaryonidae
Exons: 1
Coding region: 1-2355 (784 amino acids)
Biological process (GO): mRNA splicing, via spliceosome
Cellular component (GO): spliceosomal complex; intracellular anatomical structure
Molecular function (GO): ATP binding; RNA binding
Source: RefSeq, marked provisional